Messenger RNA from Camellia sinensis, 669 nucleotides. NCBI's taxonomy places the organism in Eukaryota, Viridiplantae, Streptophyta, Magnoliopsida, Ericales, Theaceae. The record is from RefSeq and is a predicted model, not a curated record.
AUGUACCAGAGGGAAAUCAUUUAUUCCUGCUUGCCUCUUUCUCUAUUAGACAAAACAACUUCCUUCAAACCUCUCAUACAUAGACUGUCCUUCACCAUCAAACGUCACAAAAAAUCACCUCACAGCAGCCCACUGUAUGGAGGACAUCGCCACGGCUAUGACCACCGCCACCGCCGCAAAUCACCUUCGCCACAGCCGCAGAUCACAGGAUUUGCAGGUUCCGGAAGCGAGAAUGGAUUAUGGACAUUAAUCAUUGACGGAUCUUGGACAUCCUUCCAGCAAAAUACAGGGAUCGCAUGGAUUUGCUUGAAUCACACAAACCAAAAAUUUAACCAAACAACACUAGUGAAGAAGUCACUACAAACUCCAUUGGUGGUAGAAGCGAUAGCAUGUUUGGAAGCAAUUAAAUGGGCGAUACGCAAUGGGAUAAAACACAUUAACAUUCAAACGGAUUGCCAAGUGCUGGUGUGCAUGCUCAAUACAAAAGGCCUCAACAUAGAAUGGCGAACUACAACAAUUGUAGAAGAUAUUUUAUCAUAUGUCAAAUGUUUGUAUUAUGUUUGUAUUAGUAAAGUAGGAAGAGAUGUAAUUAAAACAGCUCAUGAUCUAGCCAAAGGUGCACUUAAGGUUUAAUUAAUAUAGUAUGGUUUCUAUCCUGAAUUUUAUUUA